This is a messenger RNA of Symbiodinium natans, 2892 nucleotides long. The record is from the annotation of a GenBank genome assembly. NCBI's taxonomy places the organism in Eukaryota, Dinophyceae, Suessiales, Symbiodiniaceae.
AUGCCAGCGCAGGUGGGAAAGUACGAGUGGCGGUAUGCCUCCGGCGAAGAUGACAGUGAGGAGAUCAAGGUCUUCGUCCCAAUCGAGGACGCCAUCAAGGCCAAAGACUGCGACGUCAAGAUCACGAAGAAACAGCUCAAGGUUGGGCUCAAAGGGCAGGAGCCCAUCAUCGAUGAUACCUUGUGGAAGGAAGUGGAUGCAGAGGAGUCGAGCUGGGAGCUGGACAAGGAUAGCAAGGGGCAGAGAUGUAUCGUGCUGUCGCUCAUGAAGAAGAGCAAGUGGGAUCGAUGGGAGUACUUGGUGAAGUGCGAGGACGUGCCUCCAGAUACCACCAUCACCAACAAGGUCUUCAUGGACAUUUCCUUGGAUGGGACGAAGGUCGGGCGAGUCAUCAUGGGCCUUUAUGGCAAGCAGGUCCCGAAGACAGCUGAGAAUUUCAGAGCUCUUUGUACGGGUGAGAAGGGCGAAGGGAAGGCUGGUAAGCCCCUGCACUACAAGGGCUGCAGCUUCCAUCGCAUCAUUCCGCGAUUUAUGUGCCAGGGCGGAGACUUCACCCAUGGCAAUGGGACCGGCGGCGAGUCGAUCUAUGGAGAGAAGUUCGCCGAUGAGAACUUCAGGGUGAAACACACCAAGCCCGGCCUGCUCAGUAUGGCCAAUGCUGGCCCAGGCACCAACGGCAGCCAGUUCUUCCUGACCGUGAAGGAGACCCCGCACUUGGACGGCAAGCAUGUCGUCUUCGGGGAAGUGCUGGAGGGCUACGAAGAGGUCGUGAAGAAGAUGGAGGAGGCUCUGACAUCUCUGACAUCUGGCGCAGGUACUGAUCGAGCUGAUGUUUGGGUGUCUAUGGAAACCACGGAAGCCAGCGAAGCCGGCGCCCUUGACGGCGCGCGGAGCUGGGAUGAUGCGUGGCGUGCGGCCGAGUACAGAGCGGAGGACGAGGCACCACAGGAGGAUGGACUGGCAAAAGCGGACCUCUUCCCCGACUUGCCCAGCGAGGGCGAAGAGCAAGAGCAGCAAGAGCAGCAAGAGCAGCAAGAGCAGCAAGAGCAGCAAGAGGAGGAAGUGUUGCAAACCGCGUGUCGGGUCGAUCCUUAUCUGAGCCAUAGCGCUGAGGUGGCGGAAUCUGCAGAGAUUCCAGAGGCCGAGGUGGUUUCAACGCUCUUACAUCUCCUUCAUGACUUAGCCUCCCCGACCGAGACGUCAGAACCGUCAUCAGAAUCGGCCAGGCACAUGUCGAAGGUCACAACCAGCUGCGUGGUCUCGGUGUCGCGACGCCUCUGGCGGCUGGGAGCUGUGCAGCCUGGGGACUACGGGGAGGCCCCGCAGCUGACGAUCUUGGGCAGAUGGAUGGCCGCAAGUGCUGCAAGUGCCAGGAGUGAAAGGCCGGUGUGGCUGUCACCAACAGCAUUGCGGGCCCUUUUCUUCGGCUCAGUCUGGAACUGCCUCGUGCCGAUUGCUGCUGUGGUUGCCUUGCUCCAACCACUUCCUGACGGCCUGACACCCAACAAAGACUUGCGAAAGCUCUGGCAAAAAGUUGCCAGGACUGCCAGGACACCAACAUCGCGGUCGCAGACUUGGUCGGGCCACUUUGUCAUGGUCGCGGCCUACUUGAGGUGGAAGGAGUGGAAAGCCGAAGCGGAGGUGAAAAAGCAUCGCAAAGGCGACGUAGUUUGGGAAGCGCUGGACAGCAAAGUUGUUGCGAUGUGCCGAUACGCCCAUUCGGCUUUUGGAUAUUGUGGCGCUGAUGGGGUGCUGGAGGAUGCCGAGGGCAUUCCAAUCAACACCGUGCAAGAUGUGCCAAGAAGAGCAUGGACAGUUGAAGCCAUGCUGGGCGACGGUCAGCGGGAACGCGCCCUGGCGGCUCUCUGCGCCGCUCUGCCCCCACGACCUGGCCGAGAUGGCUGGCGUGUGUGUGGCGAGGCCGCCGAUGGCUUUCUGGAGGUGGAGACGCUGGUCGGCAAUGCUCACGCUUGCAUCUUCGGGCCCAGCAACCCGCGAAGGGUUGGAGACACGGAGGUGGAGUUCGGUGGCGCUCAAUACAUGAUGAAGCCCGGCCUUGAAGCGUCGUUGGAGGAGGUCCACAGGAUUCGAUCGCAGCUCGCGGCGCACGCGGAUGCGACGCUUGACAGGCUUAGCCGGCCUGAGGGGAGAAGGCUGGACGGGCCGGACCCCGACCUCGGCGACUUUGGCGACUUGGGCUUGUGCGAGGAGACGGUUUCGGCUGCCCUGGCCUUCCUGUCUUCACCGCGGGGGGACUUCCUCGACAACCUGGAGCAGCGGGAGGAACACGAGGAACGCGAAGCGUGGGCGGUGCCGGAGGGUGCCGCCGAGGAGGUGGGGCUUGGGGUACUAACGCUCUUGGGCCGAGCGGACGCGGGGAGCCGGUGUGGAGGCCGCGAUACCGUAGCAAGACGUGGAGGCUACAAGGCUGCUUUGAGCGGUCGGAUGGUCCCAGCGAGGCCGCUGCAUGCCCUUUCGACGCCUUCCAAGCCCGUCAAGGAGGAGCACCAAGAGCACCAAGAGGAGGAGGGCAAAGCAAGCAAAGCUGCCAAGGCGGCUAAAGAAGAGGGCCGGGAAGAGACAUCGGAACCGCUGGAGUACCCGGCCCCCCGGGAGAGACUGAGCGAAGAACGGUGCUUGGAGGACUGGGCCACGGGCCUCGUGCAAUCUGCCCUCCUGCAGACGCUCAAGCGUCGCGCUGCAGCCGCCGAGGCCUUCGACGUGGCAGGCCGCCUCAAGGCACGGGAGCUGGGUGCUGCGGCCGCCACCGCCGCCGGCCGAGCUCGGGCGCUGCAGCUUCUGAACGUGCCCAAGACGGCCUCCAUCGAGCAGCUCAAUGAGCGGAAGCGCAAAGCUGUGGAGGUGGAAGACUACGAGCUGCUUGGUGGCUGA